Molecule: messenger RNA, 1748 nt
Organism: Drosophila kikkawai
Lineage: Eukaryota; Metazoa; Arthropoda; Insecta; Diptera; Drosophilidae
Gene: Aatf
Product: Apoptosis antagonizing transcription factor
Biological process (GO): regulation of transcription by RNA polymerase II
Cellular component (GO): nucleus; nucleolus
Source: RefSeq, a predicted model, not a curated record
UAUCGGGUUGAAGUCGAUUUGUUACCAUCUCUAUUCCAUGUGGUAAUUUUAAUUUUAAUUUUGAAAUUAGUUAAACCAAAUGAAAGCCUAAAGAAAUGCUACGGAAAUCAAAGAAACAGCCCCAAACGGUGGCCGAAAAGGUCAGCCAACUGAUCGCCCAUCCAAACGAGAGCGACAGUGAGGAGGACUCGGACUUCGACGUGGCCACUGGGCCGCGCCUGGUUGAUUUUGAGGAGAAUGAGUACGAUCUGCCGGAUGCCCGCAGCACGGACUUUCGUAAGCAGAACGUGAAGCUGCUGUCAGAGCAGAGUGACCGCUACAAGGGCAAAAUCAGCAGUCGAAAUGAACUGGAUGAGGAGGAGGAAAGCGACCAGGAGGAGCUGCCCUACGAGGAGAGCGACGAGGAUGUAGACUUGGAAGCCUUCAAUAAAAAGUUAAGCGCCGCUAAUGCCAAGGGCGAAAAGGAGUCCACUGAGGAGGACGAUGAUGAAAAUGAGGAGAUGGCCCAGGAUUCCAGCAACCGAGACUUGGUAUCCGCUUUGGCAGAAGAUGGGUAUGAUGAUGAUAGCGAAGAGGAUGAGGACGAUGACGAUGACGACGACGAAGCAGAAGAUACUGACGAUGACGAUGACGAAGAAGAGGCGGAAGAGGAUGCCAUUAAACCCUCGGACCUUAUGUCCAAAACAAACCAUCAAGCAGAGAUCCAAAAGGGACUCUGCGUUCAAAAUCAACUGCGCAUUUGGGAGCGUCUUCUUGAGCUCAGGAUCAACACCCAAAAGUUCACCAGUAAGGCCAACCAAUUGCCCGCUCCGGACACACUAAAGCAACUUGGCUCAGAGAACGAGGAGCUUCAAUCGGUGCUGAAUGAGGCGCAGGAACGCUCAUCGAAGCUCCUGCAGCAACUGUUGGCCCUCCAGAGUGCUCUCCAUCAACAGAACUCCGAGAUGCGGAAGUCCGUAAAGCGGAAGCAUCCUUCAGAGGAGGCGGGGCCACCCGGCAAACGCUUUGGCAGCUGCCUGCAGAGCAACUUUCAGCAAAUUUCUAGCUAUCGCAACGAAGUCCUGCUCAAGUGGGACGAUCGCACCAAACUACUAACUCCCGGAGCGGGUGUAAAGCGUAAAUCAGUGCAGGAAGACUACGAUAUAAUCAAGAAGAUUGAAAGUGCUCUCGGCCAUCGGCAAGUGCUCGUGGAGAAGUCGCAGACUAUGAAGAACAAUCAGCCGGAACAGCCGGAGAACGAGUCCCCAAAGCGACUGAGCCACAUUUACGACGACAGUGACUUUUACCACCAGCAGCUCCGCGAGCUCAUCGAGUACAAGGCCAGCACUUCGUCCAACAUGAGCGAGAUUACCAAACAGUUUGUGGAGCUGCAGAAGCUGCGCCAGAAGAUGAAGAAGAAGGUGGACACCAGGGCCAGCAAGGGUCGCAAGUUGCGCUAUGUGGUGCACAACAAGCUCAUCAACUUUAUGGCGCCCAAUGAGGUCGGUGAUUGGACGGAGAGCUCCAAAUCCGAGUUGUACAAAUCGUUGUUUGUCUAGAAAAUAUUUAAAUAUAAUUAUAGAAUAUUAUAUAUACUUCAAUUAUUAAAAAAUCGGUAAAGUUCUUAAGAAAUUUCACAUUGAAAAGCUGAAAUUCCAAGUUGUUUCUUUAUAACAUAAACUUGAACCAUUUCCCAAAAACUUGGGAACUAAAGUCUCUUUAUAAAACCUUUAUAAAUGUUGAAUAAAGAAGAAAAGUGAAAAACUGUA